Molecule: messenger RNA, 1306 nt
Organism: Menidia menidia (Atlantic silverside)
Lineage: Eukaryota; Metazoa; Chordata; Actinopteri; Atheriniformes; Atherinopsidae
Source: the annotation of a GenBank genome assembly
AUGGCGGAUUCAAGCAGCACUGCAGCAGUUGGGGCCGAAGGCUCCAACAGCGCUGCUGCUGCCGAGGCGACUGGCACUGUUGCGCAGGAUGUAGCGCCCGAAGCUGCGGGGUCCAGGCCCGAGACAGUGAAGGGACAGAAUUUUGACGUGGCCCCCCGCUACACAAACCUCUCUUACAUUGGAGAGGGAGCCUACGGAAUGGUUUGCUCUGCUGUGGACAACUUAACAAAUCAGCGCGUUGCCAUCAAGAAGAUCAGCCCAUUCGAGCACCAGACGUACUGCCAGCGCACGCUGAGGGAAAUCAAGAUCCUGCUGCGUUUCCACCAUGAGAACAUCAUCGGGAUCAAUGACAUCAUCAGGGCACGGCACAUCGACAACAUGAGGGAUGUCUACAUCGUGCAGACUCUGAUGGAGACAGACCUGUACAAGCUGCUGAAGAGCCAGAGGCUAAGCAACGACCACGUCUGCUACUUCCUCUACCAGAUCCUGCGCGGCCUCAAGUACAUCCACUCCGCCAAUGUGUUGCACCGUGACCUCAAGCCCUCCAACCUGCUCAUCAACACCACCUGCGACCUCAAGAUCUGUGACUUUGGCCUGGCGCGGAUAGCCGAUCCCGAGCACGACCACACCGGCUUCCUGACUGAGUAUGUGGCCACACGUUGGUACAGGGCCCCAGAAAUCAUGCUCAACUCAAAGGGCUACUCAAAGUCAAUUGACAUCUGGUCAGUGGGCUGCAUCCUGGCUGAGAUGCUGUCCAAUAAGCCCAUCUUCCCUGGGAAACAUUACUUGGAUCAGCUCAACCACAUACUGGGCAUUCUUGGCUCUCCCUCCCAAGAAGAUCUCAACUGCAUCAUCAACAUGAAGGCAAGAAACUAUCUGCAGUCUCUGCCUCAAAAACCGAGGGUCCCCUGGGAAAAGCUCUUCCACACGGCAGACAAGAAAGCCCUGGAACUGUUGGGCCGCAUGCUCACCUUUAACCCCUUGAAGCGCAUCAGUGUUGAGGAAGCCCUGGCUCAUCCUUACCUGGAGCAGUACUACGACCCCACAGAUGAGCCUGUUGCCGAGGAGCCCUUUACUUUCUCCAUGGAGUUAGAUGACCUUCCCAAGGACAAGCUGAAGGAGCUGAUCUUCAACGAAACGGCUCGUUUCCAGGAAAACUACCAGGGCUCCUGAGACAAAGUCCCAUAGCGAGUGAUAAAGCCGCACCGAUUUGAAAAAGAAGACCCCCCCAAACAACAUGCUAAAAUGAAAGGAAGACAAAAAAAAAAAGGAAAAAAAUAAGCAUCUUCAAGAAACCACCAAAAAG